This is a messenger RNA of Trametes versicolor FP-101664 SS1, 1602 nucleotides long. RefSeq lists its product as uncharacterized. The transcript has 3 exons. The record is from RefSeq and is a predicted model, not a curated record. NCBI's taxonomy places the organism in Eukaryota, Fungi, Basidiomycota, Agaricomycetes, Polyporales, Polyporaceae. Gene Ontology annotation, molecular function: nucleic acid binding. Bases 1 to 1602 code for a protein of 533 amino acids.
AUGUUCCUCGGUUUCUUCGUCUCGCAGAGCCCUGGAAGCGGCUGGAUCGCGUCUUCUCUGCAGACUGCGAAGGCCUACCAGCUGGGACCAGCAACGGCGAAGUCCCUGCGCAGCUGGACCCGCGCCUUCAUCGCUGAUCGACAUGCGCUUCCAAGCACAGCGGCCCGACCCUGGCAGCUUUCCCUCCUCGAGCGUCGUCCUGAUUUGCGGACUGCGAUCGAGGAGCACCUCCAGAGCGUCGGGAAGUACGUUCGAGCAAUGAACAUCGUCCAUUUCAUGUCAGAGCCGGCAGUUCUGGCCCAGUAUGGGCUGACGAAGCCCGUUGCCCUGUCCACGGCACAGGUCUGGAUGCACGCCCUGGAGUACCGGUGGACGAAAGUCCCAAGCGGCCAGUAUGUGGACGGACAUAAGCGCGCGGAUGUGGUCAGCUAUCGGCAGGACAGGUUCCUCCCUGCAAUGGCCUGGACCGACAGCUGCGCUCGCAUGUGGGACAAGGACGGCACCGAGUCACCGCUCCCCCAUCCCCCUACUGGCACACGCCGUGUUGUGUACUGGUUCCAUGACGAGUCUGUCUUCUACGCAAAUGACAGACGGAAGACACGAUGGGUGCACAAGUCUGAGAAGGCAGUACCCCGCACCAAAGGGGAAGGUGCUUCACUCAUGGCCGCCGACUUCGUCUCCGCUGACUAUGGCUGGCUGCGCUCUCCUGACGGCAAGGAGUCCACUCGAGUCCGCCCUGAAAAGAAUCGUGAUGGAUACUUCACGCAUGAGGAGAUCCUCGCACAGGCGACUGCAGCAAUGGACAUCCUCGCACGGCACUACCCUGAUGAGGACCACGUCCUGAUUUUCGACAAUGCCACUACUCACCUGAAGCGCGCGGCGGAUGCCCUCUCAGCGCGUCACAUGUCCAUGAAGCCGACACAAGAUGACAAGCCAAUGUUCGGCGUGGAGACGCCUCUGCGCGGACCAGACGGGAAGCCGGUGUACGGGCCAGACGGGAAGGUCCUCAAGACGAAGAUUCGCAUGGAAGACGCACGAUUCAAGGAUGGCUCACCACAAUCACUCUAUUUCCCUGCUGGGCAUCCAAGAGAAGGCGUCUUCAAGGGCAUGAUCAUUAUUUUGCAGGAGCGUGGUUUCGCAAAUGUGAACACCUUGCGUGCACAGUGCCCCGCCUUCAAGUGCCUGCCACCUGCCCUUGAUUGUUGCUGCCGCCGACUUCUCUUCAACCAGCCUGACUUUCGAGAUGUCGAGUCCCUCCUCGAAACGCACUGCAAGGCUCGCGGCUUCACCGUCUUGUUCCUACCGAAGUUCCAUUGCGAACUUAACUGCAUCGAGCAGUGUUGGGGGUAUGCCAAGCGUGUCUAUCGCAAGCUCCCAGCAUCCUCGGCCGAGGCCGAUCUUGAACGCAAUGUGAGCUCCUCGCUCGACAGUGUCCCACUGGACGCAAUUUUUAGAUUCUACACUUGUUCCCAUCGGUUCAUGGACGCGUAUUGGCGCGGUCUUAAUGGCACACAAGCUGCCUGGGCCGCAAAGAAGUACCGGAGUCACCGAGUUCUGCCGGGUGAUAUCCUGGAUGAGCUCGACCGUGCUGACAUUUCUUGA